GCGGAAGCACAGUGCACUUCCGGCGCGCAGCAGGCGGCCAUGUUGGAGCGGCGGAGGCGGCGCAGAGGUGCGUCCUGGGUCCCCGCGGCGGCGCCGGUGCCAAGUGCUGGUUUGUGGAUACCCAGGCAGACCUGCAGUACCCAAUGCCAUGAGCAUGGUAGUGCAGCCUGUGGAGGAGAAAGCUGUGCACUCAUGGUCACGUAUCUCCACAGCAGGGAAGAAAGCCCUGGAAGAGGCCCUCCUUGUGUUUAAUCCCAUGAGCCAGGAUCUCAGUGCCACAGAGGCCCAGCUUGUGGCCUUCCUUCAGGGUCUGCGAGAUGAUGGCUUCCAACCAACCAUUCUUCGAAGUGGGGAUGUCUAUGGUUAUAGUUCAUGCACAGCCAGCCCCCCCAGCCAGACAAAGCUACAAGCUCGUACCAUCAACCCACCUGCCACAUCACUUCCUGCCAGGGCUCCCAAAACUGCUGUGUCAGUCCCUGCAGGCCAGGCCACCUUGCUCCCUGUGCCACUGUCUGGCAGGCUGGCUAAAGGGUCCACACCAGCCCUUGCCAAGCACGCUACCACUAACCUGCUGUUGAGCUCCCUGAAGCAGUCAAAUGCCAGCAACACCAGUGGUACAACAGUAGGCUUCCCUGCCCACCUCUAUCCAGGCGUCUACCCUGCCAUGCGGCUCUCUGUGGUCCUUGAAGCACUGGUCCCACUCAAGACUCCCUGCUUGGAUGUUAAGCACAGGGCACAGUCAUUGCAGCUGUCACUUGCAAAAUCGCCCCUGAAACUGAGGAAAGGUUCAGGGAAGCCACAGUCCAAAGCACCUCGAAGAAUCACAGGCAAGGGCCUCAAACAUCUGACUAGCAAAGGUCCUGGGGCUGGUCUCCAACGAGGUGCUGGAACCCAGAGCAGUGGCACCCAAAUGAAAGGGUGCUCUGCCUUGGGCACCAAAACUGUCCAGGCCAAGGCAUCUCGAACCUUGACCAAAGCUGCUCACGCUCAUGCCAGUGUGGCUCGAACCCAGACCAAGACAGCAAGGGUCAGGGCCAAAGCAAAACAGGCCAAGCCCGGGGCAUCCAGAGCCAAAGCCAAGGCCGCUGUGGUGAGGGACAAGACUAAAGACAAGGUAGUCCAGGCGAAGGCCAAAGCAGCUCGGACCAAGCACAAGGAAAGGCCAGAGGAAUCGUUUCAGACCAGAACUGGAAGGGCAAGUCCGAAAAAUGGCUCUGAGACUGUGGGGCAGAAGAGGAAGAAGGCUGCGGAGACCAAGGGUCUUCCUCCUAAGAAGAGAGCACGGCAUGUGCCCCGAUCUCCUAAGGUGUGGCUGGGGCCUGGGACAGCAAAACCUCGAAAGUCCCAGACCAUAAAGGUAGACAGGAAGUGCUCAGACGACGAGGUCCGACAGUGUGCCCAACAGAUCCUCCGUGUGAAUCUCUCUCCCGUAGUAUGGCUCCAGCCGUUGCUACCAUUUUGAUUCUAUACUCAACGUCCUGAGACCUUGCAACGAUACUUGGGAAAGCAGUUGAGCUGUCUGUGGCCAGCAGCAGUGUGCAGUGCUCACGGACUCUGGGCACCUCCGGGACCCCUGUGGUCACCAACAUCCUUUCAGAAACUGAGGGUUUGGGCGGGGUGGGUUGUGGGAGGGGUGUUCUCAUGGCUCAGCGCACUGUGACUUGUUCUUGUAUGUCCUCAUUCAUCUAUCUGUUUUGUUACAUACCUUUCCACCUGCGCUCUCCCUGCUCACCCUCCAUGGUCUUAUUUAUUGAUUGUUUUUUUGGUGUGUGGGAGCUUGUGGCAAGAGACUAUCAGAAGUCUAGGAGCAGGCUUGGAGAGAGUGCCCUGGUAGCUUGAGGCAGAUCAUUUAAAUAACAGGGUGACAUUAAAGGAGUGAUGCUCUCGGGCUUCUGGAGAGAUGUGGGGAAAUUCAGGUGCUGGUUUCUGUGAAUGUGUUGGGAGAGAUCCUGAGGGGAGGGGCAGAGCCACUACCUCUCCUUGAGUGUCCCAGUUUUGAACCAGUUGGGUCCCAUUCAAAACUGUUUGCAGCUCAGUGGGAAACCCAGCACCAAGCAGGUUUUUAGGCCAGGGGGAGAAGUCUUUGUGGUGUUGCUCUCUGGAGGCCAAGCUUUAAGGUUUAGCCUGGGCUUUUCUUGGGGGAGGAAACAUGCUUAAGAGGCUUGAAGUGCUGCUUUUCUGCAUAAAGUGACUAGCCUCAAUUUUCCUAAUUUGUGACAAGAGGCUAAGCUUUGAAUCUGGAUCACAAAAACCUUCCUUACUGUCCAGAGAGUUUUCUUUGUGGUAACUGGUGAUAGAACCAGGGACUGGCUGGCUUCCACAAGCUCCAUCUUAUUCUGGGGUCCAACCUCACCAUGUCCCCUAACAUGACCUGUGCACAUUGGACAUUGUCGGUAGCUUCUGCUUUGAAGAAGCUGGGCCCUCAGUGGAAGCAGCUGCUCAGGCUGCUUAGGUAGAGAAGGUGGGAUCCUUGUGCUUGGGAAUUUGAAUAUGAGCUUGAGGUCAGUAUCAGCUACAUAGUGAGACCCUCUCUGCCUGUCUCCUGUUUUGUUUUUUUGAGACAGGCUUUCUCUGUGUAGCCCUGACUGUCCUGGAACUUAACUUUGUAGUCCAGGCUGGUCUCAGACUCAGAGAUCUGCACGCCUCUGGCCAAUCAUUGGGUUUAGAGGCUUGCGCCACCAGAACAAGCCAGGGUUUACUGGUUAAGAGGAUAUAGCUGCUUUCCCAGGAGACCCUUUUGUGACUCCCACAAAAGGCAGCUCACAGACGCCUGUAUCUGUCUCCAGGGGUCCCACACCCGUGAUCACAGGCAGACAGACACAUACAAAUAAAUCUUUAAAAAACGACUAAUGGCA
Molecule: messenger RNA, 2855 nt
Organism: Mastomys coucha (southern multimammate mouse)
Lineage: Eukaryota; Metazoa; Chordata; Mammalia; Rodentia; Muridae
Gene: Ccdc71
Product: coiled-coil domain containing 71
Exons: 2
Coding region: 149-1462 (437 amino acids)
Source: RefSeq, a predicted model, not a curated record